CAGGCCAGAGGCCCCUCCCAGGGUCCCAAGUUCAGCUCCCCCUCCCUUCCUGUCCACACACACACCCUGGGCAGCCAUGGAGUGGGACCUCUCUGCAGCUCUAGGUGCGGACCCCAAGAAGACCGCGAAGGGCGGCCCCCCCAAGCCUGCGGAUCCCGGAGCCAGCAAAGCCAGGGCCGCAUCCUCAGACUCCAGCAGCAGCAGCAGCAGCUGUGGCUCCUCCAACAACUCUGACGCGGAGGGGAAGCCGCCUGGGCACCAGAAGGAGAAGAAGCUGCAGAAGAUGAAGAAGCCCAAGGAGAAGAAGAAGGAAAAAGUGAAGGAGAAGAAGGGGGAGAAGGAGAAGAAGGGGGAGAAGGGGCACCCCUGAGAGAGCAUUAAACAGCCCAUGGAGACGA
Molecule: messenger RNA, 398 nt
Organism: Monodelphis domestica (gray short-tailed opossum)
Lineage: Eukaryota; Metazoa; Chordata; Mammalia; Didelphimorphia; Didelphidae
Source: RefSeq, a predicted model, not a curated record